Messenger RNA from Coniophora puteana RWD-64-598 SS2, 702 nucleotides. RefSeq lists its product as uncharacterized. Lineage: Eukaryota; Fungi; Basidiomycota; Agaricomycetes; Boletales; Coniophoraceae. The transcript is spliced from 5 exons. The annotation marks the transcript as partial. The record is from RefSeq and is a predicted model, not a curated record.
UCGUGUGAAAUUUUUAUUAGCCGUGCAUCAAAACUUGACUACAUGAUACACAGCCUGUCUGAUAGGUAGACUAAAGUGCAGCGGCGGUUAACACAAUCUGGCGAGAAGCCGGCCAAAGGCGCUCGGCCUGGCAAACAGCUCAAUAAAGGCGCUCAACCUGGCGAACAGCCGAAGGCGGCCACUCUACCGUCCUGUGGUCCCUUCCCUGCGACAAAAGCCUUCUCAGACGAGAUGUCCUGGGGUAAUUGAUUUGAAAGGAUCAACGGAUGUCCAUCCCUUAUACAGUCGCUCGAUUCAUCCAGCCCGUCUCGCUAGACAGCUGGGAAGUCGAGGGAGAGUACAUCACGCCCAUGACCCGAAAACCGCGGUCAAGGGGGUCAACAGCAGCUGCGACAAAACCAGCCACAACUGGAACACCUUUGCAAGAUGUAAAGUAGAUUCUCCUGUCUGCGCAAGCAAACUAGUGCUGCAAAGCACUCGGGCUCCGGAAGCAGAACCAGAAACGAAGCGAAUCAAUGAAGAUCGCCAACACUGCCACGGGCACAAAACCUAGCCCAGGCACAAGAUAUCGAUACGAGGACCGAUGACGAGUUUGUCGAACCUCCACGGAACGACCAGAGACUGAGCAACGUUGCUCGACGGAUACACGCUCUAUACUGAGAGCCGUAGUCUAACGAUGGUAUACUGACCACCGGGGGAUCC